Messenger RNA from Paramuricea clavata, 473 nucleotides. The record is from the annotation of a GenBank genome assembly. Lineage: Eukaryota; Metazoa; Cnidaria; Anthozoa; Malacalcyonacea; Plexauridae.
AUGGCGUCUAAACAAAAGCAUGCGCGAAUUGAUUUCACGGCAAAUGCGAUCGAGAAGGAGGUUAUGGACAACAACUUGAUACUGUUGUUAAUUUCAAAAACAGUGUCAAGUUGAAACAACUACGAGAGGCUCUUGCUGUUUUUAAGGGGAAAGCACAAUUUGACGUCGUAGGCAUGCAUGCUCUGAUGUUUGGCUUUAACACGAUCAUGUGGAUUUUAUUUUCGAUUCGACAUGUGCCGAAAGUCUUUUCGCGAUACAAGAACACACGUUUCACAAUUAUUUCUCGAAUAGUUAAGUAUUUGUGCCCGGAAAGUUCGUUGACAGACGUUGUUGUCGAAGAGAUUCUGGACAUCUUGGAGAAAUUUGCACCAAAUAUGCCAUUAGCGGAAACAUAUUCAAAUGACUUUGACGAUGCACUCAAAGCUGUCACGAAAGCGGAAGAAAUGUUUCUGGUCUCCUUGCACCGCCUGUAG